Messenger RNA from Mucor mucedo, 1825 nucleotides. RefSeq lists its product as uncharacterized. The transcript is spliced from 4 exons. The record is from RefSeq and is a predicted model, not a curated record. NCBI's taxonomy places the organism in Eukaryota, Fungi, Mucoromycota, Mucoromycetes, Mucorales, Mucoraceae. Bases 198 to 1652 code for a protein of 484 amino acids.
GAAUAGCUGGGAUUGGACUGUAAAUAGGUGCAAUCAUACUGGUCUGCUGGUCUUCUGGCCAGAAUUCCUAUUGAUGAUAUUAUUAAUCAUUUUUUUUAAAAGUCUUUUUUGCCUUUUAUCUUAUAGAGCCAUUCGAUACUUUUACGUCUGCUUACUCCUGUUAAUCUUUCUUGUUUUAAAAACUUAUUAAAUCUAUCAUGGCUAAUAAAGAUGUUAAGUAUAUCGAAUUAAUAACAGCAAUACUACAAAAUAUUGUCAGCGAAGAGAAUCGUGUAAAUUGGGACGAAUUCCUCAUUCAAGCAAAAGACCUGAUCGUCAGCAGCUACACAGGUGGUAACUUGAACACGUUUAAGGGGGUAUGGAAGCGAAAAUUCCAGAUAGCACUUGAUAACUUGGACUAUAAAUUAAGAAAAGAUUCUGGCAAUAGAAAUGUAUGGCAAUCAAUCUCUGGCGAACUAAAGAUGAUUAGAGAUUCACCGUCUGUUUACUCAGCCAUAACUCCAUCGUCAUCAAAAAGCUCUGAGAAAUCAUCUUCAAUUAAUAGCAAGCAUAAUACCUUGGUUUCCACUGAAACAAAAGCUAGACUAAUUGAAAAGAUUAGUCAACUAAAUGAUCAUAGCAAAUGGAGACUAUCGAGUGGAAAAUUUGUAGAAGAUGCAGUUUGUCUAGUCAUUGAUAAAUGUCAAUACGAGCAUCCUGCUUUUUCUUUCAUUGUUGAUACUUCGGAUCUUAUUUGGAAAAAAGUCUUUACCAAAGAAGAACUUCGUGAAAUCAAAAAUUACAAAGCGCCAGUUCUUCCCAGUAUUGAUGAAGAUGUAAAAAACUACUUAACCUCAUUUGAUCAAGACGUAUUUAAGAAAGCUAAAGAUUUUUAUGAUCACGCCUUCGAAAGUAAAUUUGAGUUUGGUACUAGCAAAACCAAAAGAUGGAUUCAAAAAUCUGUCAUUGAAGUUGCUGAAGUAUUCGAAGACGACGAAAGAAUUGAGUUAAGCGACUUUUCUGAAGGCGAUCUUUCCAACAAAAUAUGGCAGUUCGUAUUUAAGUGCUUUAAAGAGAGUCAUGUUGAUGCCAAAUUAGGCGAAAGAGUCAGCACAGCUUCUUCAUUAGGAAGAAAUGAAAGUAGAGGCUUGGAGGGAUUAGGUAGAAGGGAAAGAAAGGUCACCGGGGUAAAGGUUGACAUCUUGUUCAAGGCUGGCCGCCACGAAGUAGGAUGUUGUGAAGUUGGGAAGGAAGACGUGCUUCCUAUAGACGACAAGUAUUUAGAUGAUGGUAUGAUGAAAUUACCAAAGACCUUAAGGGAUAUGCUCUCAAGAUUAGUUAACGCUAACCCUAUAAAGGUCAACAGCUUGUAUACUGUCGGCUUUCUGAUGAUGGGUCUUGAUCUAGAGCUUUUAAUCAUGGACAUUCCUUCUGGAAACACCAUUACCAGAAUCUCUCGAACAAAAAAACUUCCCUUCCCAGAUCAGGCUUCAAAUAUCGGUAUUGAUCUUACCGCUUUGCUGGAAACAGUGUUGAUUGGAAGAAAGUUGAUGGAAGAUGUUGAAGCUUUGAUUAGUUGUAGUAGAAAAAGAAAACCCGUAGAAUUAAAUAAUGACGAUUCUGAAGAUGAGGCCGCUGCUCCAUUCCUCUCCCAUUCUUUUAAUAUCAAGUAAUAUUAUUUAAAUUUUAUCUUUGCAUUCUUUUUUCUGUCCUAUAAUUCAUGCCAAUAAAGCUGUGGGUGAGGAUUAAUAAAAAAUAAAAGCGCGGCUCGGAGAGCUUGUAUGACAUUUUCAGUCUUCGCUUCAUCAACUUAAGUAUUCAUGCGACACUCUUUUUUCUUAUUUCA